UCCCAUUGCAGGCUUCGCUCCCUGCACCUUCCACUGUAGUGGAUCCGUACCGUUCCCCCACUUGUGUCGCGAAGCAUCUUUUACUUCCCCGGAAGGACGAAGCACGGCAGAGCGAGGCAAAGGAAUCCAAAGAAAGCCCCCGCCCCGCCCCAACCCUAACCCUAGUCCUUCCCAGCAGCUUUCUGCGAAGCCAUGGCGGACGCCCGCCGGCGGUCCCCGGGCCUCCGCCGCGCGCUAUGCUGCACAUUCGCAGCUUCCACCCAGAGCCCUGACCGCCCGAGACACGACUGCCCCCACCCCCGGCGCCGCCCCUCCAAGCCCCCGCCCAAGACGCCCUGCCCUGGCUCCCUCCAUAGCUCCCCCUCCCCCACCAGCAGGCUCGGCCUCGGCAUCAUCGACCGCCGCCGGAUCCUCUCCCCCGGUAGGGUCUCCCCCAUCGACUCCGACGCCCCCCUGGGCCCACUGCCAGAAAUCUCCGACUCCGUGUCGAUCGCCUCCGUGAUCGCCAAGUUGGAGCCGGAGCGGCCAGAUCCGGUCUCGAAGGACAGGUCUUUGGCGUCGGAGAAUCCGGAUGCGGAGAAUAGGGCGUGCUUCGGGGAGAGCGGCUCGGAGUUGAAGCUUAGUUUGAAGGGGAAAGAUGGGAGGUGCCUGGUGCUGGAGCUGGAGCCGGGGAUUCUGUCCGAAAGCAGUGCGCUUUUGGCAGCGAUGCUUUCGAAAUCUGCAAGGCAGGUGCCGGAUGCGUCCGGUGAUUCCUGCAAGAUAGAGUUUUCUGGUCUGGAGAAUGUGGACGUUUUCAAGGAGACCAUCGAGCUGAUGUAUGCUAAGGAUGCAGCGAGGUGGCUGAUCAAGGGAGGCGUCUCCCGAGCAAUCGACAUACUUGAGGUAUCUUCGACAAUUAUGUUUGACAGAGGCAUGAAAUCCUGCUUAAGGUACAUUGAGGCUGUUCCAUGGAGUGAGAAUGAGGAGGAGAAGCUGAAGAGCUUGUUUGCGAGGUGUAAAUUUGACGAAGCAAUUUCAGAAGAUAUGCUAGCGAGGUUGGGUCCACAAGGCCAGAAUAACCCUGAGGAUCUAGCAGUUCAUCUUAUUCAAUCCGUCACGAACGGGACAAAUACAAAAGCAAGGAAGGAGAUGCAGUCUCUUGUCAGCGGUCUCCUAUCCAAAAGCUCAGUCUACCAAAAGGACCCUGCUGGAGUCGACAAGGAGAGGCUGUAUGACACUUGCCAUUCAUGUUUGAAUUCCCUUGUCCAUCUCUUUGAGGAAGCCUCAGACCAUGGCAUUGUGGGUCGAAUGGAAACAAAGCCACUGAUCGAGAGGGUCUCAAAACAAGUCGAAAACCUCAACUGGCUGUUAGAAAUCCUGAUGGAAAAGGAGAUGGCUGAAGAUUUUGUGCACAUGUGGGCAAACCAAGAGGAACUGAUCAAGAUGCACGGAAGGGCAUCGCCGAUGAUGAGGUACGAGCUCAGCCGCAUCUCAGCAAGUGUAUUCAUUGCACUUGGGAGGAGAAAGCUGCAAUGCCAUGGCGAUGAGAGGUUCGCCGUUCUCAGAGCAUGGUUUCAACCGAUGUUGUGGGACUUUGGCUGGUUGCAGCGGUGCUCCAAGGGGCUGGAUAUGAGAACGUUGGAGGAGAGCCUAGGGCAAGCAUUGCUCACCCUUCCAUUGAAACAGCAGCAGAGCUUUUUCGAGGAAUGGUUUCGCUGCUUUGCGGAGCAUGGCACCGGGUGCCCGAACCUGAGCAAGGCUUUUCAGGUAUGGUGGCGACGGCUGUUCUGGAGAUCUCAGAAGCAUGCAGUUGAGUUCUUCAACACCUGAGUUCUCGGAUUCAGACUACUGAUCUAUGGAGUUCCAAAAAGCAAUUGACCGAUGAGCCCCCCAUGCAUUCUUUUCUUCUGUGGAUAAGAAAUGGUGAAUUAAUCGUGAGAGUAAUGCGUGGAAGGAAUCACAGGCGCGAUGGCUCGUCUUGGGUAAGAAUCUGUGUACUCUGCACUGCUAUGCUUUGCACUUCCAAAUCAGCAGCAUUCUUAAUCCUAUUCUACUCUCGUCUCCGUGACAAUUGAAUUGGAAUCCUGCUUUCUUGUUA
Molecule: messenger RNA, 2077 nt
Organism: Musa acuminata AAA Group (dessert banana)
Lineage: Eukaryota; Viridiplantae; Streptophyta; Magnoliopsida; Zingiberales; Musaceae
Product: BTB/POZ domain-containing protein At2g13690
Exons: 2
Coding region: 193-1809 (538 amino acids)
Source: RefSeq, a predicted model, not a curated record